ACUUGUGUGUUUAUUUAAAUGUCUAUUGACGACUGCGCAAUAGUAAAUGCGCUAUAAAUCGACUCAAAAAAACAGCUGUUUUGAUGGUGUGUAAUUUCAAGAUGGCCAAGUGAAGGAAAUUGACUGUUUUUAUUAGCAUUAUAAGCUCAUUAUAUUUUAAUAAAAUAUAAUAAUAAUAAUUACUUGUUGUCAUUUGUUACUAUAAAAGGUGGUAUUUGGGUGUUUUAAUUUGUUAAUAAAAGAAUAAUGAAAACUUAAAGACAAAUUAAAAAUUAAAAUAAUCAAGUUGUCAACCUUGAAUAACACUUGUUACUUGACACAAAGAUAAAAUUUGUUAAAUAAAAAUGACAGCUGGACCAAGUUUAGUGGUGCCAAUAGUGCUUUGGGGAAAAAUAGCACCAACUCAUUGUAUAUCAUGUAUUUAUUUAUCAAGAGAUCAAAAAACUCUUGUUACUGGUUGUUAUGAUGGACAAAUAUGUCUUUGGCAAGUUGAUCCUGAUACACUAAAGAUGACACCAAGAUGUUUACUUGUUGGACAUACAGCACCAAUAAUGUGUCUAAGUAAAGCAAGUGUUGUUAUGGAACAAAAUUAUAUUGUAAGCAGUAGUGAGAGUGGUGAAAUGUGUACAUGGGAUGUUGUUGAUGGUAAAUGUCGUGAAGCUGUUAAGCUAAACAAUAUUCAUACACAAAUGUUACCAUAUGUUUCUGCUGGUGGUGAAGAUGUCAGGUUGUUUUGUUCUGGAUAUUAUCCAGAAGUUCUUGUCAUGGAUCCAUUCAGUUUAGAAGUCAUAUUUACACUCAGCUCACGUGUCAAUCCUGACUGGAUUAGUGCCUUGCACGUGCUACGGCCGGCCAAACGGAAAGGUCGGUUCUACGUGCACACAAAUGAUGUUGUACUUGCAUUGACGACAACUGGUACUGUAAAAGUUUGGACAUUAUUGGGUCAUGAAAAUCGUAACAGCGAGCCACUUUAUGAACAUGAGAGUAAACAAAUAAGAUGUUUAAAUGCACUUGCAAUGACAUGUUGUCCAUAUAAUCAAAGAACAGUUUUAAUUGUUUGUUCAAAAUAUUGGCAGAUUUUUGAUGCUGGUGAUUUUUCUGUUCUUUGCUCGGUAACAUCACCACCUGGUGAACGUUGGAUGGCUGGUGAUUUUUUAGCUGCUGAUAGAGUUAUUGUUUGGAGUGAUGAAGGCCAUGGUUAUCUAUACAAAUUACCAGCAAAGGUUCUGGUACAGCUCGAAAGCAAGCUGAAGGGCAAGGCUCUCAGCAGUAGUGUGGCUGAUAAUUCAAGCUUCCAUACAUCAUCAGCAGAAGAUGAUCAACCAUAUUUAUAUCUCAUAUUAACUCAACCAGAUGAUAAGCCAUUAUCAUGCCCACCGGCAAUGCGUCUAGUCACUGUACAACGUCAAACAAAAACAUUAAAAUAUUUACUACGUGGUGAUAGUGAAGGAGUUGUUAUACUUUGGUCAGUACCAGAAAUAACAAAUCAACAAUUACAAGAUAUAACAGAUAAUAAAACACCAAAACUUGAGCCAAUAAUAAAAACAAGUCUUGAAAUAGCAUGGGAAGCAAUGAAACCAUCACCAGUUGGUAUACUUGAUCAACUUGAUACAAUAAAUGAUCAUAGUAUUAAAUUAACAGCAUGUAUUUAUUUACCACAACAAAGUCGUCUUGUUGUUGGACGUGAAGAUGGUAGUAUUAUUAUUGUACCAGCAACACAAACAGUUAUGUUACAAUUAUUACAUGGUAAUCAUCAGCAUUAUGAUGAUUGGCCACCACAUCAAAUAUUACUUGGACAUUCUGGACGUGUUAAUUGUUUAUUAUAUCCUCAUAGUGUUGCAACAAGAUAUGAUAGAACACAUCUUGUAUCUGGUUCAGUUGAUUUUGCUGUUUGUUUAUGGGAUUUAUAUGCUGGUACAUUGAUACAUCGUUUUUGUGUACAUGCUGGUGAAAUAACACAAUUAAUGGUACCACCAGAUAAUUGUAGUCCAAGAAUACAAAAAUGUAUAUGUAGUGUUGCAUCUGAUCACAGUGUAACAUUAUUAUCAUUAGCUGAAAGAAAAUGUGUUGUAUUAGCAUCACGACAUUUAUUUCCAGUUGUAACAAUUAAAUGGAGACCACUUGAUGAUUUUAUGAUUAUUGGUUGUUCUGAUGGUGCUGUUUAUGUAUGGCAAAUGGAAACUGGUCAUCUUGAUCGUGUAUUACAUGGUAUUAUUGCUGAAGAAGUACUAUAUGCUUGUGAUGAAAAUACUAUUGCAAUUGCUGGUGGUAGUGCAACUGGUGGUGAAUUAGGACUUGCUAAUCCUGCUGUACAUUUCUUCAGGGGUUUGAGACAUAGAAAUUUAUCAGCAAUUCGUCAUGCAACUCAACGUGGUUUACAUCAACUUCAACAACUUCAUGGUGGUCAUGGUAAUGAUCAUGGUAAUCAAAUUAAAUCAAAAGGUGCACCACUUAUGAUUCAAGGUUUUAGAAGUAAUCCAAAAGAUCCAGAGAGUCAUAUAUUAUUUUUUGACAUUGAAGCACUUAUUGUUCAAGCAUUGAGUGAUGAAUAUGGUGCGAUGUCACCAGGAUCUCUAGAAGCUCAGGGUUUAAUAUCAGCAUCUGAAUAUCAAAAAGUUGCAGCAUUAACGCAAUCGGCCAGUCCCGAUGCACAUAAAAAAAUUGCAGACUUUUUUGGUCGUGUUAAGGACAAAGCAGGUGAUGUUGAACGUAUUCUCAAAGAAAAAGAUCGACACGGUAUUAUAGCUAAGAUGAAGGAAGGAGCUGAAAAUGUUCAUACAAAACUUCAGGCAAAAGCUGAAAGUGUUGGUCUCAAGCCAUCGACAUUUGAUGGUAAAGGUGAAGGAGGACAAAGUGAAACAACACGAAAUAAUUUAAAACGUAAUGGUGCUUUUAGUGAGCCAAAUGUUACAAUGGAAAUAGCACAAUUAUUAUUGAGUCUUCUUCAUGCUUGGGGUAUGGAUCCAGAUCUUGAUCGUGUAUGUGAAGGAAAAUUAGGUUUACUUAGACCAAUGGUACCAGUAUCAUUUGGUGUAUUAUCAAAAGGAGGUUACAUGUCACUGUUACUUCCAACAUGGCAAACACAAUUAGAACCAGCUGGUGAACCAGCAACUCAACUUGAACAACGUUUACCAGCUGAAUUAGUUCGUCAAGAUCGUUUAACAAAAGCAUUUACAUCACGUGCACAUUGGGAGCUAUCAACAACUUUAACAAGUAAUCAUCUUUUAGCUGUUGUUGCAUUAUCAAAUACAUUAAUGUCAAUGAAUAAUGCAACAUUUGUACUUGAACAAGAAAGAAAUAGAAAAUUAAAUAGAACAUCAAAUCGUGUUAGUGUUAAUUGGAAUAAAGCUGAAGAAGAAAGUGAAGAACAUUUUACAGCUCAUCAAGCACAAAUAAAACAAGGUUGGUCAUUAUUAGCAACAUUACAUUGUGUAUUAUUACCAGAUAAAGUUGCUGCACAAGGUGGUGCUAAAACAUUUAAACGUCCACAAGUUGAAAUGAUGGCACGUAGAUGGCAACAUCAAUGUCUUGAAGUACGUGAAGCAGCACAAGCAUUAUUAUUAGCUGAACUUGGUAGAAUGGGUCCAAAAGGACGUAAAUCACUUGUUGAUAAUUGGUCACAAUAUUUACCAAUGUAUAGUACACAAGAACCAAUUGCAUUACAACCACAAAAUAAUAGUCCACCACCAGGUAGUCCAGUACCACCAAUUGAUAUUAAUCCAGAUGAUGAUGAUGAAGAAGAAGAACUUGCUGAAGAAAUAAGUAUUACAAGAAAACCAUCAAGUGUUGCUGAAUUAAAAAGAAAACAAACAACAGCUGUUGUAUUACUUGGUGUUAUUGGUGCUGAAUUUGGACAAGAUGUUGCAACAGUAUAUCAAAAAAAAGAUGGUGAUACAACAAUUAGACGUAAAAGUUCAGUUGUUGAAGGUUUUGGAAUUGGUAAUAAUAAUUUAGCAAGACAUACAAGUAUGGCAUUAACACAUCUUCUUCAUGCACCUGGUUCAUCAAAAUUACCACUUCAUACAUCAUUAAGAAGAGCUGCUAUUGAUUUAAUUGGUAGGGGUUUUACUGUUUGGGAGCCAUAUCUUGAUGUAUCUAAAAUAUUAUUAGGUUUAUUAGAAUUAUGUUGUGAUGCUGAUAAACUUGUACCAAGUAUGACAUAUGGUUUACCAUUAACACCAGCUGCUGAUACAUGUAGAACAUCAAGACAUGCAUUAGCACUUAUUGCAACAGCAAGACCAGCUGCAUUUAUUACAACAAUGGCUAGAGAAGUUGCUAGAUUUAAUACAUUACAACAAAAUGCACAAACAUUAAAUGUUAAUUUAAGUACAAGUGUUCUUUCACGUGCUAAACCAGAAAUAUUAAGAAUUGUUGAACAACUUAUUGAUAAAAUGCAAAGUGAAAUGAGUGAUUUACUUGUUGAAGUAAUGGAUAUUAUACUUCAUUGUCUUGAUCCAGGACAUUUAAAAACAAAAUCAUUGAGUGAAGUAUUUCCAGCAGUAUGUCGUUUUAAUCAGGUAAGUCAUUGUUCAGCAACAAGACGAAUAGCAGUUGGUGGUCGUAGUGGACAACUUGCAUUGUAUGAAUUACGUGGUAAUGUUAAAUGUCAAACAGUAUCAGCUCAUCAAGCACCAGUUACAGCUCUUGGUUUUUCACCAGAGGGUAAAUUUCUCGUCAGUUAUUCAUGUACUGAAAAUAAAUUAUGUUUUUGGCAGCAAACAAAUAGUGGAAUGUUUGGCUUGGGUAAUUCCCAAACACGUUGUGUUAAAUCUUAUAGUACAGCACCAAUAAAUGAUGUUGCACGAUUAAAUCCAAUGCGGCUGGCCCGUUUAAUAUGGAUUAAUAAUCGAACUGUUACACUCAUGUUGGCUGAUGGCUCAGAAACAAGAUUCAAUGUUUAAAUAUUUAUUUAUUAAACAAAUAUUAAUAACCAAUAAAAAUUAAACAACAAUAAUUCUUUACUCGAUUCGGCUAAAAACAAUUUUUCAAAAUAUGAAAAACAAAAUUCAUUCAACAAAAAACAAUUAUAAACAAGUUUUUUUGCAGGAUAAAAAAAAAAAAAACUUUUCAAACGGGUUUAUUCAAAUGAAAGUAAUAAAAAAAAAAAAAAAAUACCAAAUCAUUGAUUAUUUUGUAUAUACAAUUGUUACGGAGCAAUUAGGCUUCGCUGGAAUCGAGCACAUCACAUUUAUUUCAAUUCAAUUUGAAUUAUUAGUAAAUUUACAAUUAUAAUAUUUAUCUCUCCUUUUUUUUUUUUUUGCUUCUAAUGUCACUUGACAACUGAUAUUUCUUUUUCUAUUUUUUACAUUUUUUUUUUUUUUAGUCAUUCAAUUAAUUAUUGUUAUUUAUUUAAAAAAAAACAAAUAUAAUAAUCAUUUUAGUCGGGAAUUUUAAUACUAAUUUUUAGAUUAAAAAAAAAAAAUCAAGAGACAUUUCAUCAUUCGAAUUAAUUUUCAACAAUGUAAUUUGCUGAUUGAAUAAUUAAUUAACUUUCUCAAUAUUGUCAGUGUGAGUUUGUUAAAGAUGUUAUUAAAAUGCAAGUAUUAUUUAAUAUCCACUGGCAUUAUUAUAGAUAUUAAUGAAAUAAUAAUAUAAUUAAAUUAUUGUUACUGUAUUGUCAAAAGUAUAUGUAGCCAACUUCUUCGUCGCGCCUAAAAUUAUAUUAUUAUUAUUUUUUUUUUGUUACAAUUAGCAGCUUGUCGAUUUUGCUAUUUAUAUUUAAUAUUAUUUAAUACAAUAAUCAUUAAUAUUUUCUUUUUGAAAAAACAAAAUAGUCAGCAAUUUUAUAUAAUUUAUUUUACUCUUUAUUCUUCUGAAAGAAUAAAUAAAAAAAGCUCAUAUAUUUAAUUAAAUUAUUAUUUUUAAAAAACAAUAUUAAUUGAUGAUUAAUUAUUUACAAUUUUUCAAAAUUAUUUGAGCUUUCUUUACAAGCAUUUUAUUACAAAGCUUUGGAGGUGUUUUUUUUUUUUUUAUAGUCAUUUAGUAUAAUAUUAUCGACGAGCUUGUUUGUUGUUAUUCAAAUAAGUCACGCUUUAAAGUAAAACAAUAUAAUUUUAUAAAUAAAAAUAAAUUGUUAUUAACAUUCAACAUUUUCAUGUGUUGUUUGUGUUUAUUAUUGAGGCUAUUUGAAAAAUAAAAAAUAUAAUUAGCCAAUUUGAUAUACAAAUG
Molecule: messenger RNA, 6168 nt
Organism: Aphidius gifuensis
Lineage: Eukaryota; Metazoa; Arthropoda; Insecta; Hymenoptera; Braconidae
Gene: Rbcn-3B
Product: WD repeat-containing protein 7
Exons: 17
Coding region: 345-4901 (1518 amino acids)
Cellular component (GO): cytoplasm
Molecular function (GO): protein binding
Source: RefSeq, a predicted model, not a curated record